Messenger RNA from Pecten maximus, 6236 nucleotides. Its product is annotated as natural resistance-associated macrophage protein 2-like. Gene Ontology annotation, cellular component: membrane. The transcript has 15 exons. The coding region runs from base 280 to 1905 and encodes 541 amino acids. The record is from RefSeq and is a predicted model, not a curated record. Gene Ontology annotation, molecular function: cadmium ion transmembrane transporter activity; iron ion transmembrane transporter activity; manganese ion transmembrane transporter activity. Lineage: Eukaryota; Metazoa; Mollusca; Bivalvia; Pectinida; Pectinidae. Gene Ontology annotation, biological process: metal ion transport.
CCAUCAAGGGGAGUUCACUGUAAUAUUAUUUCCCAAGAAAAUGACAGGAGGUACUCAUCUAAUUUCAAGAAAAUGAAGUGACUGAUCAACAUGGAUUGACACAUCCAUCACUUUUAGCAUCUGUGGUAAUUAAGACAUCACUAUGGCAACCGCUGGUGACACCACAGACCUAGGAGAAGCUUUAGAAACAGCUAGUUAUGGUAGUUUAGAUGAUGCUGUUGACGUGAAAGAUGAAGACUCCAAAGGGAGACAAUCAUUUGCUACACAUGAAGUAAAGGGAUGGGAAUCAACAUGACGGCACUGCUUCCUAUUUCAGUAACAAGGAUACAAGUGCCCAAACCAACCAGCGGGGAGAUGUUCAGUUUCAGAAAGCUUUGGGCAUUUACUGGUCCUGGUUUCCUGAUGAGUAUAGCCUACCUUGACCCUGGAAAUAUUGAGUCUGAUCUUCAGGCUGGAUCUGUAGCAGGAUUUAGGUUGCUAUGGAUACUUAUGUCAGCCACAAUCUUGGGUCUCCUCAUGCAGCGUCUAUCUGCCAGACUUGGUGUUGUUACAGGAAUGCAUCUGGCUGAAAUCUGCUACACACAAUAUCCCAAGGUUCCGCGCCUUGUCCUUUGGAUCAUGGUGGAGAUAGCCAUCAUUGGAUCUGAUAUGCAGGAGGUUAUCGGAACAGCUAUAGCCUUCUAUCUCUUGUCAGACGGAAAAAUCCCUCUGUAUGCAGGAGUGAUCAUCACCAUUGCUGACACCUUUACAUUUUUAUUGCUUGAUAAAUAUGGACUACGGAAGCUGGAGGCUUUUUUUGGCUUUCUCAUCACAGCCAUGGCCAUCACAUUUGGUUACCAGUAUGUGAUCGUAAAACCUGACCAAGGCGAGGUAAUCAAGGGACUUUUUGUACCAUACUGCGAUGGAUGUGGGCCAAAACAGAUCCUUCAAGCUGUCGGCAUCAUAGGUGCUAUUAUAAUGCCUCAUAAUAUAUACCUACACUCCGCUCUUGUCAAGUCGAGGGAAGUUGACAAGACGGACAAACAGGAAGUGAAGGAGGCCAAUAAGUAUUUCUUCAUCGAGGCGGCCAUCGCACUAUUUGUGUCAUUCAUCAUUAACUUGUUUGUGACUGCAGUAUUUGCUGAGGGUUUUAAUGUACAAAAUUCGACAGAGGUGUAUUCCAACUGUUUGCUCAAUGACAUCCCACAUGCGGAUGUGUUCAAUACUUCAUCACUUGACGUGGACAUCUUCAAAGGGGGAGUGUUCUUGGGGUGUCAAUUUGGACUGGCUGCUAUGUAUAUAUGGGCUGUUGGAAUUCUAGCUGCUGGACAGAGUUCUACAAUGACUGGAACCUACACCGGUCAGUUUGUAAUGGAGGGAUUUUUGAAUCUAAAAUGGAAGCGUUGGCAGAGAGUUCUGCUGACACGAAGCAUUGCAAUUUUGCCGACAAUUCUCGUUGCUGUGUUCUCUGGUAUCAACGACCUGACUCGGAUGAAUGAUCUUUUGAAUGUUUUGAUGAGCCUACAGCUUCCGUUUGCUCUCAUUCCAAUUCUGUCUUUCACCAGUGCAACCUUCAUAAUGGGAGAAUUUGUUAACGGAAUAGUCAUGAGAGUAAUCGCCAGCCUUCUGACUUUGACCGUUAUAGCUAUCAAUAUCUACUUCGUUGUUGUGUAUGUUCAAGACCUGCCUCAUCAUUGGUGGAUCUUCCUCUCCAUUGCCAUCAUCGUCUUCCUUUAUCUGCUUUUUGUCCUCUAUCUGACGUGGUUUUGUUUAGUUAUAAUGGGAUGUGACUUUUUACUGAAGAUUCCGUGUUUGACCUGCCUGUCACCUCUUUAUAUAUUAACACACUCCAAUGCUGAGUUGACCGAGAGCACCGAAUUAAGCCAGGAAAAUCCUGCUACUUUUACAGCUCUACCUUCAAAUUAAUGAUCUGCCGUAUUUAUCCUGUAAUAAGCCCUGGGUGUGCGGCAGCCCAUAAACUCUGUCUCAAAGAUGAAACAAGGGCCUAUUGUAGGUCAAUGAAAUGGCAUGAUUUUGAAUUUCUUCUGAAUGGAAUGGACCUACGAUGUAGAUGGGCUUAUUUCAAGAUAAAUACAGUCUUUUAUUAGCACUUUCUCAAGCAGCAUGCUUUUUAUAUAAGAGCUACAUGGAUAUACUCAUUUAUUGCAUUUUUGCCAGUGAAAUACAGAAAAUUUAUCAAACUGAUAAAACUUAUUUUCACUGCAGAGAUGAGCAGUGAAAAUGUAGGAUUUUGCAGUUAAAAUUAUAAGUUUUUCGUUUUUGACCAAUCAGAGCAAAUCUUUGUAUUCACCUCAUUGAAAUUUGUCAAUUUUUCCAAUCGAAGUGAAGAUAGAUAAAUGAGUUAUUUUGCUUUGUUUCUGAAAUAUUCAGACUAGUCUUAGACAAAAUACUCACUGGACGCUAGCUCUUAAUGCACAGAUUCUCUGUUAACAGCAGAAAAACGCUUAGAUUGCAUUGAUCAGUCUUUUCAAAAUGGAGCCGUCAAGUUGACAUUGAGUAAGGUCACAAAGUGACGUCAUGAAUUAUGUUGCUGAUUCCUGCACUUUUUGACACCAUUGAUUUUUCAGUGUUUUUAAUUUUGUUUUCUUUCUCAUGAAAAUGCAAUGAAAAGUAAAUUAAAUGGUUUCCCAUUCAAUAUAAAAUAUAUUUCACUCGAACGUAUGACAGAAUAUUUUGAUAUUUUUGAUUCGUGUUUCUCACUUGUGAUAAUAUUGAUAUUCUGUCAUACUCAGGAAAGAUAUGCUAUAUUCAAUGGGAAACCAUUUAAUAUCCUCUAUAGAUUUACUGGUAUUUAGUUUUGCACCUUGUCACUGGUUUUAAAAUGUACCAAAUAUGGUAUUAUUUCUUCCACAUUUAUAUAAAUUGAAGGAAACAUGGUUUCUAAAUAUACCAGGUAGGUAUUGAUUGUUUUCCACAUUUAAAUAGGUUGAAGAAACAUAUCUGGCUUAAAAUCUUGACUGAAGAUUCCCAUAGUAAAUUCAUAGUUUAUAUCGUGGGGUGCUUCAUAAAGUUUUUUACCAGCUAUCAAUCUUUUUAUUUAUACACAAAAAGAUUUUUAGUUAAUGUAAUGAAAUGUAACUUAUAAUUAAAAAUAUCAGGAUUUUUUUCAAGUCAGAAAAUUACCAGUUCAUAUCCUCCCAAAUAUUAUUAACAUAUUCAGGGCUUUGUAGAUGAUGCGGUAUGCAAAAUAGUGCAUGCCAGAAUAGAUUUAAAUGUUGUGAAAAAAAUCCAAAAUGAUUAAAUUGCAAAAAGAGUUUACUAACCAAAUCAUGUGUCUAUCUGAUAAGUUGCUGACUUGAAAACAUCCUGAAAUACAUGUAUUUACAAUAUCCGUCACCCACCAUGACAAAAAGUAUGAAUGAAAGACAAAAAAAAAUUACAUUGUAGAUACAGUAUUUGUAUAUACUUUAUAUAAAUGUAAAGAAAUUAUAUAAUAUUGCUUGCUCAAAAUUUACUCAUAUUUAAGUUUUCUUACAUUUAAAUCUCUCUUUAUAUAAAAGUGGUAUGAAUUAAAUAUGCAGAAAUGAAAAAUAUUCUGAAAUAUGAAAAACAAUUAUUAACAUUUACCCAGGAAAUGUAUUAAUUAAUCAAUUCCCUUACUACAGAUCUGUCUUCUUGGAGUAAAGUGAAUAUUGUUUGAUGAGCUCAGAUUGAACAACAUGUUGAUAUUAUAUGAUUUGAUGUUAUGGUAUUGUCUAAAUAUAACGAGAUUACGCAUUGUUGUGAUCAGAUAUGGUUUUCAUAGUUUAUAUAUUUCUGUUGUAGAUCUGUUGAUGAAUUGUAUAUAAUAGUUUGUAUAUUCUCAUGAAAUGAUAUUGCUAUAUAUAUAUACACUGUACAUGGAAAUAUUUUCUACUUUGUAUUUUAAAAAAAUUAUUCAUUACAUAACUGGCCUGAUAUAGCAUGUCAUAAGGUAUUGUCAUAAAUAUUGUAAUAACACUGAUGUGAUGUCAUAAAUACUUUAUGAUGUCACAAUCUGUAAAGUCACCCAGUUGUCUCUGCGGAAAAAUGUACCGUCCAACUACAGAGGUUUUUAGAUAAAUGUUAUGAUAAUCCAAAAUAGACUUGAGAUCAAUAUAAAAACUGUUUUUAUCUUGAUCUUCACUCUUUGUUUGGAAAUGUUUAUAUUCAUAUCAACUCUAUUUUGGAUUAUUAACUUUCAUACAAUCCCUUUUGCCCGAGUCAAAAUUGCCUGUUUUAUGCACACUGUCAGGUCAAAAGUAUUUCUGCAAAAUUUAAUUUUAAAAUAAUAUCAUCAAAAAUUAUGUUGAGAAAAUUCAUGUACAUUGUAGUAAGUAACUUUUGAAUUUAAUGAAUAUUAAAUGGAAUUAUGAAAAUGAACUUGAGACCAACAUCUUUUAGUGUUACAAUACUUUUGUUAAAAUCAAUCCAUAAAAAAAUUCAGUAAAAUUCUUUGAAAAAACACUUAAUUGGUAAGAUUAUAUACAUGUAGCAGAAUUUAAUUACAAUGUAGAUUGUGCAGAAAGACUUUUGACCUGUAACUAGAAAUAUAUUUGAUAGUUUUCACUUACAUUCUCAUAAAAACAAAUUAUGUGAUAAACAGAAUCUACAUUCUCAUAAAAACAAAUUAUGUGAUAAACAGAAUCUUACACUCAUGGCUAUGUAAUAUGAACUGCCAUUCACCUUUACCAAAAUACUGAAUUAUUUUGAUUAAUUCCAUAUUGCAUAGCCUCUCAUUAAAGAUCCUCUGUUUGCAAAUCUAAGUUGUUGUUUUUUUUGGGGGUUUUUUUCUGAAUAAGGAAGAAAUCAUCUUUAUAAUGUCAAGACUUUUGAAAAUGGGUCUUUGAAUUUUUUUUUGAAAGGUGAUGGUGAUGUAUAUAUGAUAUAAAUAUACAUGUGUAUUUUUGAGAGCUCAAACAAUUAAUUCAUGAAUGAAUAUUACUCAAGAUUAUUUCCUUUUUUAUUUGUUUGAUUAUUUGUUUAUUUUUUUCCCAUCAGGAGGAUAAAAGUGGUUCGAGAUUGCUGUUAUUAAUACUUUGCCUCUUUUUAAAUUUUUAUCAAGUCCUUUGUCUUGAUGAUUUUAAGAUUGAACCAUCUUUGUGUGAUAAUGUUUGAUAAUGCUGAGCUAUAUUUAAUUUUCUGAUAUAUUCACUAAUUGUGGUUCGACAUAAAAGAAAUGCAAUGUUAACAAAGAUAAAUAUGGUACUGCCAUGUGGAGAUGAAACAUUAAAAUAUUUCGCUAAGAAUUCACUAGACAUACUUCUUUAGAAUAAUCUAGAUGAUUAUAAAAAAAAUUACAAUUACUAAAUCAUCUUGAGCUUUUAUUGUAUGGCCCUUAAGCGUCUUUCUAUCAUUCCGUCAUAAUUUUUUUACUGCUAACAUACUCUUUAGUGGGUCCAGAUAUAAAACUAUAAUUUAGUAUGUAGUAGUAUAAUGAUAAUAUUCAGGUCAAGAUCUUAGUUCGUUCAUGGUUAAUGUAUUUUUUCCAUGAUGGCCCUUUAGCUGUAAGAAUUUUAAUCAAAAUGUCACAAAUAUGGUAGGACCGAAAUUGACUUGUCUGACUCCAAAGGGAAUUUUAAAAAUUAUUGGAAAAAAGUGUACCAAAAGUGUAGAAUCUCUUGUUUAUAAUGACAGGUGCAUUUUUGGGGUUAUAUUGUAUAUCUAGAAAUUGUUUUAAGAUAAUGGAAUAAUUCAUCUAGUAUGUAAUGUGUUCAAAAAGUAUUUUUGAAAAUUAUAAAAAUUGUUUAUAUAUGAUGUAUGUACCCAUCUGUAGAUAUUAUAUGCUUUGUAUAUGAUUUAUUAUGUGUAGGAGUUACAACAACGAAGGUUAUAUUAUACAGUUUGUACAAAACAUUAUCAUCAUGCUAAGUUAUUAUAGUUUGACUCUUCAAAAUAUUUAUAGAGUACAAAAACAUAUUAAACCGUAUUAAAAUAUAAUUGAGUGCUAAGUCUCAGUAUCAUAGAGCAUGUAAAAUCUGGGGUGCUACAAUAUAAAGAUAUCACUUUACAAACUUUGUGUCUACCGAAAUAUGGUUUACCUUUUCCUUUUUCAUCAUGGUUUCCCUAGACAAAAACAUAAAAUAAUUGCAACAGGUUUUUUUAUCUUCGGCAAAUGAUUUAUUUUUAAAUCGGUGAAGAUUGCUGUGUUUAAGGGAGAUAACUCACAGUGUUAUACAACAGAUUCUUCUUACCUAGUCUUACAGGAGCUUAUUACACUUGGUGCAAAGUUUUUCAUAUAUGUUAUUUUGUGAAAUAAAGUAUAUUUUACUGUUUAA